UGUCAUUUCUCUUUUUGCUACCAUCAGACUCCAUACACCUCACCACAUCUACACACUACUUCUGGACACACCCUUUCUCGCGCGCUCUCUCUUUCUCUCUCUCUGUGUGUGUGUGUAGCGUAAUUAUAGCAACAAACUUGCUCUCCUUUUUUUUUAUCUUCUCUUUUUCUAUACACUUUUAACAGACCUGACCAUGUCUCCUUUGACUGUUCCUCUCUCUCUUUUACUGCACCGUUCAACUAAGCUUGUCCUCUCAAAGCUCCAUUCCAACAACAAGAAACGUCAAUCCUCCUUCCAGUCAUUUACAACGAUAAGCAGCAGCAGUAAUAUCGUUGACUAUAAUUAUAACAACAAAGAUAAUAAGACUAUGAAUAAGACAACAAACAACAACGAGAGUCCUGCGGCAGCACAGCACUUGUUUAAACUGGGCAACCAGUUUUUAUUCGGUCGCAAAGGGCAUAAGAAGCAGCCAAGUCUGGCGAUAACCUAUUACAAAGGCGCCGCCAACCUCGGCCACACUCAAGCACUCGGUGUCCUGGGCUUUUGUCAUGAAUUCGGCCUAGGUGUCGACAAAGAUUUCAAAGAAAGUGAACGCCUCUAUUUAGAAGCGGCCAGACGAUAUCAGGACGGAUUAGCCAUGGCACGAUUGGCCUUUUUACGCAAGUACGGUCGUCCCAAUGUCAAAAUUGAUCGUGCUGAGGCUGAAGUAUGGGCCGAUCGGGUCCGGCAUCUACGACAACCUAUGCGUUGGAUUGUGGAAGCUGCUACGCUGGACAGCAAUGCAGCUGCACAAUAUGCGCUUGGCGUGUGCUAUCAUGACGGCAUUGGCAUGCCCAAGGACGAACAUGCCGCUUUCCGGUGGUACAAAGCCAGCGCAGAUCAAGGAAACGCCCGGGGCCAGGGAAUCCUCGGAUACUGCUACGGCGAAGGCUUUGGUGUAGCCAAGGAUGAAGUUGAAGCCAUGCGCUGGUAUCGCCUCGCAGCAGGACAGGGCGAAACCGUCGCCAUUUACAACGUUGGAUACUGCUAUGAAGACGGCAUUGGUGUGGAAAAGGACGUGAAAGAAGCGGUCAAAUGGUACCGUAUUUCCGCAGAUCAAGGCAACGCCUUUGCUCAAAACUCGCUCGGAUACUGUUAUGAAGACGGUAUAGGAUUGCAGCAAGACCUUGAACAGGCUGCAAUGUGGUAUAAACGCUCUGCAGAGCAAGGCUACCCCUGGGCUCAGUGUAAUCUCGGAUACUGCUUCCAAAACGGCAUUGGUAUUACCAAAGAUGACGCACAGGGCGUUUAUUGGUAUCGCAAAGCCGCCGUCCAAGGCCAUGCACGAGCACAACACAAUCUUGGAUUCUGCUUCCAGAAUGGUAUUGGUGUUCAACGCAAUGAACAAGAGGCUGUAAAGUGGUACCGCCGCUCUGCAGAACGAGGCAAUAUUUUCGCCUAUCACUCGCUUGGAUACUGCUUCCAAAACGGCAUUGGCGUAGCUGUCAACGAACAAGAAGCCGUCUUUUGGUACUACCUCAGUGCCGAAGAGAACCAUGCACCAGCCCAAUUAUCAUUGGGAUACUGCUAUCGAAAUGGUAUUGGCUUACCUAAGAACGAACGGGAAGCUGUCAAAUGGUUCAGACGAUCAGCAGAGCAAGGCAAUGCGCUUGCACAAAACUCGCUGGGCUUCUGUUACGAAGAAGGACUGGGUGUCAAAAAAGAUCCAGCACGCGCCGUAUACUGGUACCACAAAUCAGCGCGUCAGAACAACCCAUGGGCCCAAUGCAACCUCGGUUUCUGCUAUGCUAAUGGUAUCGGGUUGGAGAAAGAUAAUGUCAAGGCAGUUCAUUGGUAUCAACAAGCUGCAGCACAGAAUCACGCACGGGCAAUGGAUAAACUGGCUAUGCAUAUGCAAAACGGCGCUGGUACUGAAAAGGAUCUAGAUGGUGCUUUCGAUUUAUUCAAGCGAGCAGCUGAGCAAAAGCACGUAUCGGCUGCAUACCAUUUAGGCAAUUGCUUUGAGCGAGGUCUCGGCUGUGCUGUUGACUUGCAAGAGGCAAGCGUUUGGUUUGAACGAGCAGCUUUAGCUGGUUGCCGAAACUCUCAUGAACGGUUACGACGAUUGCUAUUCCAAGUCUGCUUGUCACCAGGAUCAUCAACGCUGAAUAUGACUGAUGAUGUGCUUUUGUGCUCAGGUUUCAUUAAUGGACAUAGUGCGCCGGCCGCUUAAACAAAAACACACUGCUAAACACAUCCUACACAACAUGCACACACUUAUCCUCCUUUAUACCUAUACGUACACUAUAUUACUUCUUAUAAUGUCAAUCUAAUUCGAAACCACACUCUGCAGUGCUUUCUAAUGAAACGCUUAUCUCGAGUAACAAAGUAGCAAUAAAGUUUUAAUCGCACGUUCUUUUACU
This is a messenger RNA of Zychaea mexicana, 2402 nucleotides long. RefSeq lists its product as uncharacterized. Gene Ontology annotation, molecular function: protein binding. The coding region runs from base 194 to 2212 and encodes 672 amino acids. Lineage: Eukaryota; Fungi; Mucoromycota; Mucoromycetes; Mucorales; Lichtheimiaceae. The transcript has 8 exons. The record is from RefSeq and is a predicted model, not a curated record.